AGGAAGAGAGGGAGUGACUAUGGGGUGUGCCUCGUCGAAGCGGAUUGAGGCAACUCUCGCCGCCGAUGUCUACCGCCCGGCACCGACAAGCUUCGCCGUCUUUGACAUCAACGCCAUCGAAGAGCCUUGGUUGAAAGCCGAUGGUCCACAGCAACAACAGCAGCAGCAGCAGCAGCAGGAGAAACCCACGAUUGUACCGGCGCCCAUACUUGAGAAGCUUGAUGCAUUCGAUCUGGAAUCCAAAGGCCCUCACUCAUGGUCCGAAGUCAGCAAAGCUUUAGAAGACCUCAAACCCACCAUCGACAACAACCCAGUUGUGGAUCCACAGAAACAUUCCUCACCUAAACCCUCCGAUCUGAUCUCCUCAAAUUCCAAACCAACGCCACCACGCAAGACCGUCUCCUUCCACACCCUCGAAGAACUGGACUCGAAGCUGACAUCGCCCAAGCCAACUCAGCUCAAGAAAGCCGAUUCCAUGACUCGUCUCAAUGAUAACAAGAAGCAGCACGAGUUGAAGAAAACGGAGCCCAACGAUUCCGCCGGUGGAUUUAAGCCAGUGAAAGAGAAUAUAUUCAUCUUGAAAGACAGAUUGGAGAGGGAAAAAGAAGGCAACAAGAAUUCCAACUUGGAACCUCGUCUCCUUACACUUAGAAGGGAACCACUCAGUGAAUAUGCAGAGAAGUGUCCACCUGGUGGUGCCGAUUCGGUGGUACUCUACACCACCACGUUACGUGGGGUGCGCCGCACGUUCGAAGAUUGUAACCAAGCUAGGUCGUUAUUGGAAGGACAUCAAGUGGCCAUCGACGAACGAGACGUGUCGUUGCACGGUGAGUUCCUGAACGAGUUGAGGGAAUUGUUAGGUGAAGAGGGAAACGUGAUUGUGCCGGUGCCGAGGUUGUUUGUGAAGGGGAGAUACAUAGGAGGAGUAGAUGAGAUGGUGGAGUUGAACGAGUCGGGUCGACUCGGUCGGAUGAUGAGAUUGGUUGGGAUGAAUGGGAGUUGGAGAGAGUGUGAAGGGUGUGGGGGUGCAAGGUUUUUGCCAUGCUUGGAGUGUGGAGGAAGCUGCAAGGUAUUGAAAGGGGAUAAGAAGGAGAGGUGCCCUAAAUGCAACGAGAAUGGAUUAGUUAUGUGUCCUCUUUGUCAUUGAUCCCUCUCUCUCUCUCU
Molecule: messenger RNA, 1164 nt
Organism: Telopea speciosissima
Lineage: Eukaryota; Viridiplantae; Streptophyta; Magnoliopsida; Proteales; Proteaceae
Exons: 1
Coding region: 20-1147 (375 amino acids)
Source: RefSeq, a predicted model, not a curated record